Messenger RNA from Pistacia vera, 2089 nucleotides. Its product is annotated as peptide-N4-(N-acetyl-beta-glucosaminyl)asparagine amidase A-like. The transcript has 2 exons. The record is from RefSeq and is a predicted model, not a curated record. Gene Ontology annotation, cellular component: vacuole. NCBI's taxonomy places the organism in Eukaryota, Viridiplantae, Streptophyta, Magnoliopsida, Sapindales, Anacardiaceae.
UCUUCCCCUCUAAAUCCUCUCAACUUCCUGCCUCCCCACUGGUCCCUGAGCACACAAUGGCCCUAUGUGAGGCAAUGAAACCCUAAUACAUGAAAAAGUCUUCGUUCUAGACGAUUCGGUACGUCUGUUUUACUCGAGACUUCCUCCUAUAGAAGCUAGAGGGAUGCUGGAAAAUGGUAGCAAUCGUUGGCAUUCUACAACACUCCUUACAAUCUCUAUCAGAAUUCUUCAAGUUUCAGUUUCUUAGUAGUUUUACUGUGUUCUUACUCCAAAAUUCCCCGUGUCUCUCUCCGGAACCACUUCUCAUGAAAUUUUCCAUCAUUAAUUCAGGUUUCAGCAUUAUGUUUUACUCCAAUAUGCAUGGUUUAAGGUGAUCAAGACUAUGCAUAUAAAUUCCGGCUAGAAAAACCACCAGGGCAACAGUUAGUCAAUGGCUUCCUCUCACCUCCCUCUCCUUCUCUCUCUUUUCCUCCUCGUCUUCCAACUUCAGCCCACCAAAGCCAAACUUCUCAACUCCAAGUUCCUCACAUCAACCAUCCUUUCCCAACUGUCAACCACCACACACCUCAAUGACACCAGACCAACCGUCUACUUUGAAGUGACCAAACCAAUCAAACUACCCAGAACUAAACCUUGUUCCCAACUCAUCCUCAGCCAUGACUUUGGCAACACCUAUGGAAAGCCGCCAGUACUUGCAAACUAUACGCCUCCCUCUCAUUGCACUUCCCAAAAGUUAUCCAAAAUCAUACUUGAAUGGAAAGCAACAUGCAAAGGAAGACAAUUUGAUCGCAUUUUUGGCGUUUGGUUAGGCGGUGUGGAGCUUCUCAGGGGCUGCACAGCAGAGCCAACAGCUAGCGGGAUUGUGUGGAGUGUUGAUAAAGAUAUUACAAGGUAUCAAUCAUUGCUUGUAAAGAGUCAGACACAAACUUUUGCUGUUCAUCUUGGUAAUGUUGUUGAUAACACUUAUACUGGGGUGUAUCAUGUGAAUAUAACCAUCAAUUUUUAUCCUGCUGAAGCGAAGUUGAAUUCUACUGAGAACAAUUCAGAUAAUCCAGCAUCUAGAUUUGGUGCUAAUGCUGAUUUGAUCUUACCCAUUUCGCAAAAUUUACCAUUGAAUGACGGGUUGUGGUUUGAAAUAAAGAAUUCAAUGGAUACUCAAGUGAAGGAGUUCAGAAUUCCCCAGAAUGCUUACAGAGCUGUGUUGGAAGUUUACUUAUCUUUCCAUCAGAAAGAUGAAUUUUGGUAUUCAAAUCUUCCCAAUGAGUACGUUUCAACAAAUCAUCUAGGCAACACGCCAGGGAAUGGACCUUUUAGGGAGGUUCUAGAAGGAAGAAUACUAUAGCUUUAUUGAGGAAAGAACCCGUUGUAUAAUCUACCUUUCUUCCAUAAGUUCGGCUUCAGCAUCACGAGUGGUAUGAAUGUGUGGUUUGUAGAUGCUAAUUUGCAUCUUUGGUUGGACAGCAAGAGCAGAAAAACUCAAGGGAAGCUUUUGGAACACAACGUCUCAGCUCUUAAUGUUCAUUCGCAGUCAGAUUUUACGGGUCUCGAUGGAACACUCUUGACAAAUGUAAGCAGGUCAAUAUCCUCAACUGGGUGGGUCAAGUCCUCCUAUGGAGAGAUGACAACUGAAUGGAUUCAAGAUUUUCGCUAUAGUAACUCCAUGUCGAUGAGUAAAGAUUCGAAUAAGCAGAUCAUUAAUCAGAUGAUCCAUUUUAAUGACAGUGUUUACACCAGAAUGCCUUCCUAUUCUGUUUUCUCAAUGAAUUCAUAUAAAAGGUUUCCCCUUGGCAUGUCCACUGAUGUACUGGAUAAAGGAGAUGAAAGUUAUUCGUUGGUAACAAACAUCACGCUAGGAUUCAAUGAGGAGAAAUCUAAGGUUGCUGGUUCUGAUUUCUUAUUCAACUCUCUAAAGAAUCUGCAGAAUGGGCACGUUAUCAUAGCUAUUGAGGGCAACCAUGUUCUUGAUGCUUUGUGGAAUACAGAACAAGCAUAUGAAUAUCGUGGCAGUGACUUGUGCUACUUCAGGAACAUAAGCAGCUUAAACGACAACAUUCUCUAUGAUGUUGUGUCAAAUACAUGCAUGCAGUAA